This is a messenger RNA of Abrus precatorius (Indian licorice), 2301 nucleotides long. Its product is annotated as cysteine-rich receptor-like protein kinase 3. Gene Ontology annotation, molecular function: protein kinase activity; ATP binding. The transcript is spliced from 7 exons. The record is from RefSeq and is a predicted model, not a curated record. Bases 91 to 2025 code for a protein of 644 amino acids. NCBI's taxonomy places the organism in Eukaryota, Viridiplantae, Streptophyta, Magnoliopsida, Fabales, Fabaceae. Gene Ontology annotation, biological process: protein phosphorylation.
GACGACCUUGUUUUUGGCUCACCAACUAUUUCCUAGCUCUUCAAACGCCAAAGUUUCUGGGCUUAUUCAUCAACAAAACCCAAACAAUCAAUGCCUUCUUCAUCAUCAUCAUCAUUUGUGUUUAUCUUCCUCUGUUUCUUUGCAACCCCUGCACUUUCCGACCCAAGAGCCCAAAAAGCAGCUCAAUUAUGCACCAACAGAACUGUUCCAUCACUUUCUCAACGCCAAGUUUUCAUCGCAAACUUUCUAGCCGCCAUGGACGCGUUGACCCCUCUCACCACAACGCAGAGACACGGCGCCGUAAUUAAUGGCUCCCAAAACGCCACCGUUUAUGCCUUCGGCGAGUGCAUGAGAGACCUUUCUCAAUCGGACUGCAACAUAUGCCUCGCACAGUGCAAGACACAGCUUCUCAGUUGCUUACCGUUUCAAAAAGGGACACGUGGCGGUAGACUCUUCUUCGACGGGUGCUAUCUCAGGUACGAUGAUUACAACUUCUUCAACGAGAGUUUAAGUAACCAAGACACCACCGUGUGUAACGGAAGUAAUAACACCGAUGUUUAUGAAGCCAAUGCUUUGGAGUUAGUCAGAAACAUGAGCAAGUUGGCGCCCAAAAACGAUGGUUUUUUUGUGGGGUUGGUGAGUAGAAAGAAUGUGACUGUUUAUGGGUUGGCUCAAUGUUGGGAAUUUGUGAGGGGUAGUGACUGCCAGAAAUGUUUGGCAGAUGCUGUAACUAAGAUUGUUUCGUGUAAAACAAAAGAAGAAGGGAGGGCACUGAAUGCUGGUUGUUACUUGAGAUAUUCCUCACAGAAGUUUUAUAACAAUUCAAGCGAUGUUGCUGUUGCUGGAAAUCGUGGACACCGGAGUUUGGCUAAAAUUCUGGCUGCUUGUUCUGCUGCCUUCGCUAUUCUGCUGGUUGUUGUGACAGUUGCUUUCUUUAUAAAAAAGAAUGUGAUGAGAAGGAGAAGAGAAAGAAGACAGUUUGGUGCACUUUUGGACACGGUGAAUAAGUCCAAGCUAAAUGUGUCAUAUGAGAUUCUUGAGAAAGCAACAAAUUACUUCAAUGAUGACAAUAAACUAGGACAAGGGGGAUCAGGUUCUGUUUAUAAAGGAAUUAUGCCAGAUGGAAAAACCGUGGCCAUAAAAAGGCUUAGCUUUAACACAGCACAAUGGGCAGAUCAUUUCUUCAAUGAGGUCAAUUUGAUAAGUGGCAUUAACCACAAAAAUCUUGUGAAGCUUUUGGGGUGCAGCAUUACAGGACCCGAAAGCCUUCUUGUUUAUGAAUACGUGCCUAAUCAAAGCCUCCAUAAUCACCUUUCUGUUAGAAGGGUUUCUCAGCUGCUGACUUGGGAAAUCAGGGAGAAGAUCAUAUUAGGAAUUGCAGAGGGAAUGGCAUAUCUUCAUGAGGAAUCACCUGUGAGAAUCAUUCAUAGAGACAUAAAGUUAAGCAACAUUCUGCUUGAGGAGGACUUCACACCCAAGAUUGCUGAUUUUGGACUUGCUAGAUUAUUUCCAGAAGACAAGUCUCACAUUAGCACGGCUAUUGCCGGCACACUGGGUUAUAUGGCUCCAGAGUAUGUAGUUGGUGGGAAGUUGAGUGAGAAAGCAGAUGUUUACAGUUUUGGAGUUCUAGUUGUUGAAAUUGUAUCCGGCAAAAGAAACAGUUCUUUUGUUAUGAAUUCAUCAUCUCUCCUGCAAACGGUUUGGAAUCUUUAUGGAUCAAAUAGGCUAUCUGAAAUUGUUGAUCCAACCCUAGAGGGUGAUUGUCCUGCAGAGGAAGCAUGCCAAGUGCUUCAGAUAGGGUUGCUUUGUGCACAAGCAUCUGCAGAAUUGAGGCCAUCAAUGUCAGUAGUCGUUCAAAUGGUUAAUAACAAUCAUGAAAUUCCUCAGCCAACACAGCCACCAUUUAUUAACUCUGGUAGUUCAGAUCUCAGCAAAUCUGGUUUACCUGGAUAUAAUUUUCAGACUGGAUCGAACACCCAAUCUUCAAGGGACACCAUCACUGAAAGUCUGAUUGAGCCUAGAUGAGUUAUUACCUUAUACAAUUUUUCUCCUGAAACAUUUUUAUGCACACACGUUUAGGGAUUGUGUGCAUCCCUAAGUGCCCUUAUUUUCUUCUUUUGCUCUCAGUUGAGCAAUUUAGAGCCAUCGAAAACUUUGUCAAUAUAAUUUUUCUGCGUUUUCAAUAUAUGGCAUAUAGGUUUUAUUAAUCAAAGUUUGUUAUACUUUAAGCUUUACUCUAAAUAGGCCUGACCUAUAACAUAAUUAUUAGGUCUGAGCCUGACCUGUUAUCUGUUAAAGGCU